GUUCUCUCCGGUUCUCUCCCCUCCAGAGUGACCAAGCCGUCUCGGCGGAUCAACCCCACCCCGGUCAGCGCCGAGAGGCCCCACUCCAAGCCCAAGAGCUGCUUCACCUCCACGCCGUUCAGUCGGCCCCCCAGCCCCCCCCCGCCCGGGGCGGAGGCGCUGGGCGGGGCCCUCGUGGCCGGGGGGGCCCUCAGCCUCCAGGAGGAGCGGGUGCUGCUGAGGGAGGAGAAGAACAAGCGAGCGCAGGUGGUCAGCUCUCCUCUGAAACUCUCGGUGGAUUCUGCCACCCCGACCAAGUCAGUGAUGCCCAGGAUGGGGUCAAAGGUCACCCCGGACGCCCUGGUUGUGUGCCCUGACCCCUCCAAGGUCACCAUGAUGGCCGAGCUGGACCUGCUAGCAGAGGUGUACUGCACCUGCAUUUCCGAGAACCUGGUGCCCAACAUCUUCCUGGAGCUCUUCUUCAUGGUUCAGCUGCUGACGUCUCGGUCGGCUGCCACCACAGAGGAAGAGGAGCAGAGUGUGUGUGUGGUGAAACCAGACAUGCUGGAGAGCGGUUUCCUCCGCCAGGUACACAACUGCGUGUAUUUCGCGGUGAGGGUGCUGGAGAACCAGUUUCAGUUGGUGACCCACCUGGACCGGGUCACCCUACGGCUGCUGGCGGAGAACGAGAGGGUGACCUGUUUCUCCCCCUCUCUGAGGGAGCGUCUGUCCAAGGCCCAAGGCACCAGCCCCGCCACGCUGUCUCCCUCGGCCUCCACCUUCAUCUACUCGGUCCCCUUCCAGCCCGCCACCGACAACCGCUCCAACUUCAGCAGCGACAGGGCCUUCCACGUCUUCAAGAAGCAGAGGGACAUCUUCUACGAGGUGCUCCGCGAGUGGGAGGACUUCCACAAGGAGCCUGGCUGGAACUUUGAGGCGGCCCUGGGAGGAAGAGUCAGGGCGAUGGUGAGCCAGCUGAACUCCGCCGGAAACCAUUCCCACUUCGCCCGGCUGUUCCUCAAGCAACUUGUGCAGAUGUGCAAGGGGCCGCGCUCCAACGCGCCCCCCGUGGACCCCCCCGACGCCGACCUGCUGGGCCUGCUGGGAGCGGACAGCCUGGGCCGACUGAAGCGCCUGGAGGAGAGGCUCAGCCAGCCGCACUGCAUUGUGGGUCCGUGCCCGCCCCCCUCCUUCCCCGGGCACCAGGAGUUCUUCAGGGACGUCCUGCAGACGGCCAGCUGCUGCCAGCUGAACCAGCACCUGAAGGACCGCCUCUGCCAGCAGCUGCUGCAGCUGGACGAGGUCUCCAUCCUGGGCCCCGGAGCAGCCUCGGUGGGGGAGGGGGAGGAGGAGGGGGGAGGAGGGGAGAGAGACCUGGAGCAGCAGGAUGAGAAGCAGCGUUUCUCCUCGGUGCUGCUGCUGGCGCGCCUCCUGGCUAAGUUCCUGGGCUUCCUGUCCUUCCUGCCGUACCAGAGCCCCGAGCGGCCCCCCAGAGAGCUCCAGGAGGCCGCCCUGGCCCUGCGCAGCAAGAGCGCCCCGGUGCUGGAUGUGUGCGGGCUGCUGCGGCGCUGCGUGGGCCGGGGCCGCGCAGUGCUCACCCUCCCCUGGAUGGUGGAGUUCCUCUCCAUGAUGGACUUCACCGGGCCGCUGCUGCCCUGCUACCGCAGCGCGCUGGGCUCUCUGCUGCUGCUGUACAGGGGUCUGGUCCUGGGCCGGGGGGGCGGGGUGUGUUACCUGAACAAGCUGCUGAUGGUGGCCGCGCUGGGCUGGCUCUUCCAGAUCCCGGUUAUCCCGGAGGACAUCUUCUUCACCAGUGACUUCACCGACGUGGCCCGGCUGGAGGACCCCCCCACCGGGGUUCAGGGGCUGGACUGCCUUCCUCUGGUGGACCAGCAGCUGCUGUACGUCUGCUGUCCCUUCCUGGGCGAGUUCAGGAAGAUCCUGGCCGCCUUCGUGUCGGGCAGCGCCGCCAAGAGCAGCGGGAUCUUACGGAAGAUCACGCCCACGUCGGCCGAGCCGCGGGACGCACCCAUCGCCAACCGGUCCCAGCAGAAGCUCCAGGUGGACCUGGAGCAGGCGUUCUUCCAUAACCAGCCCCCGUCCCUCCGCCGCACCGUGGAGUUCGUGGCGGAGCGUGUCGGCUCCAACUGCGUCAAACACAUGAAGGCCACGCUGGUGAGCGAGCUGGUGCAGCGAGGGGAGGAGCUUCUGAGGGCGGGGCUGCUGUCCCCGGGCGCCAGCGGGCCCAAGCUGCACGAGGCCAUCGGGGCCCAGCUGAGCGACCGCGGCAUGGAGGCCCCCGCCAGGGCCACCAGGUUCUGCAGCGACAAGAGUCCAGAUGCCAUCAGGAACCUUCUGCCAGUGGAAACUUCUCCCGUCGUGUUGACCACGUCGGAGAACAUCACCAAGCGCCUGGCCACGGAGAAGGCCUGCAGCUGGCUGGCGGCCAACAUCACAGCCCUGAUACGACGAGAGUGGAAGAGCCGCUUCGACCGCGUCAUGAAGUCCAUGGACGCGCAGGGGGCGGGGCUGGAGCCGGCCAAUCAGGCGCAGCCCAGCACCCCCAAGAGGAAACCGGGAGGCGAGCGAGCACUGGUCUGUCCGACGGCCUGCCCCCACGCAGCCCCCCUCCCCUCAGACGUCCUCAUCCAGAUGAAGGAGGUGCUCAGUGUGGGCGUGGGGCCCAGGACGGAGGCGGAGCUGCCCACCGGCCCUGAGCUCAGGGCUCUGCUGGGCCGGGUGGGAGAGGCCCUGGCCUGUAGGAAGUUCCUGACCCCGGUCUCCGAGCAGAUGCUGCUGCGCUCCACGGUGCUGUUGGCGUGUCAGAUCGUGGGCGGCGACCUCCCCGUUCUGUCUCCCCAGGGCGUCGGCGACGGAGAGCCUGGCCCCUCCCCGGGGGCGGGGCCAGGGGAGGGGGGCGGGGUCCUGGAGGCCCUGGCUGACCUAUGGGAGAGGGAGUGCUGCUGGGCCACGCCCCUCCACCUGCUCUUCAGCGAGCUCAACGUCACGGCCGUGCUGCGGGCGCCGCCCGACGGGUUGGACAGCUAUGAGUUCCUGGUCCGACGGCUGCUGGCCAAAGGCCUGCUGGGAGAAGAGGAGCUGGCCUCUCAUUGGAGGAAACUCUCCGGUGUGUCGCCCAUACAGGUUUUUACGGAGAAGUUUGAGCUGCUGCCAUUCCUGCUGGUCAAGCCGGCCAUGGCUUUACCGGAGACACUGAGCCCGACCGGCCAGUAGAGGGCGCCCUGGCACAGAACAAACGCUUCGCUCUCUCUCUCGCUCUCUCUCUCUCUCUCUCUCUCUCUCCCGUGUUUUAUUCAAAAGGGUUCACAAAGUUGUGUUAUCUUUUUGUGUGUUCGGUUUUGCUUCAUGAAACGCCAAACUGAUUUUAUCAAUAUUUCGGUUUUUGGGGUUUUGUUCACUGUUCUAUUUCAACACUGUAUUUCCGCACGUCUUUCACUGUGUAUUGUCCACCUGUGGACGCUUGUCGCGAGCCUUCGCUCCUUUUGUAAAGGUGCGAAUGGGGGCCAAAGUCCCGCCACUCAGGAUUAGUAGCCAGGGGGAGAUGUGCACGAAUGACUGCAAAAGAAGCCCCUGUAUGCAAACCUGGAUAACCGAUUUUCCCCCAGUGAGGAGAUGGUUAGAAAAGCGACUGCGUUGUCUGCCAAGAUGUAUUAUCGGGUCCGGGGUCCCAACACACGCGGGGGGAAAUGUGGGGUUGACCUUAUAGCUUUGAUUCAAAGAUGAGAGAAUAAAUGUAUUAAACGUUUCCUUGGCUCGAACUGUUCACCCACUGCCUUCAACGACCGCCCUACUGUUGGUUCAUGAUUUGAUUCUUUAAUGCAAGUUUGCAUUUGGGACGAUUUUCCGUAUUUUAGUUCACGUUGAACGUGUUGUAUAUUCCGCUGCUUUUAAAUUGGAAUUAUUUUGUAUGUUAUGAAUUAAAUAAUAAAGAUGUGCUGUCUUACCAGUG
Messenger RNA from Gadus morhua (Atlantic cod), 3949 nucleotides. It is a transcript of the gene cdan1, whose product is annotated as codanin 1. NCBI's taxonomy places the organism in Eukaryota, Metazoa, Chordata, Actinopteri, Gadiformes, Gadidae. The annotation marks the transcript as partial. The record is from RefSeq and is a predicted model, not a curated record. The transcript is spliced from 26 exons. Gene Ontology annotation, biological process: chromatin organization. Gene Ontology annotation, cellular component: nucleus.